UGUAUGCGUGACACCGCAGUGUAAAUCCUCGCCGUCCGCCGAUCCGCGCACCAACAAACCAAAAAUCCGCUGUUUCUGCUGCAGCCAGCGUUCCGUCGUUCGCCGAUUCUCUUCUUCAUUCGAAACGCCUCGUCGCUGUUGUUGGUUGGAUCCACAGCUCCGUUCCGUGUAGUUAGCAGCAGGCUCUACUUGCUCACCUCGAGUCGCGAGACCAAAAAAAGAAAAACCGAUCGCUGGAAGUUGUAGGUAAUUCGCGAGUGAUUUUUGCUGGGAUUUUCUUGAAGAAUAUUGCGUGGUGAAGAAAGUGCCAGUGUCGGAAACGGAAAAUCAAUCGCGAACGGAUUGCGUUUAUCCCGUUUUUUUCUUCGGUUUCGUGGGAUUCGGUGUGAUUUUUUUUUUUUCGUUCCAAGGGAAGGGAGCCUCCCCCGGACGGAGUACAGUGUGUCGUCUUUGGUGAGUUUAUAGUAGAGUGGAAGCAGAGUGCGGUGUAGAAGAAAAAAGAAGCCAAGAGCUGUGUUUGUGUGAUACCUCCUAGCUCCGUAUCGGCUCGCAGAAGAAAAGCCCGAAGAAGAAAGAAACAACCCACCAGAAGAGCGCACCGGGAAGAGAGUGUGUGCGAGUUAGCGCAAAAUAACAAGAAAAGAAAAGUGUUACAGGAAAAAAUAGAUAGCAAACAGAUCACCCAGAAGCGCCUCUGUGUUGUGCCCCUUGCUGCUGCCUCUACUGCUGGCCACUGCCGUUAUUAUUGUUGUUACUGCUGAGCGAACAACCUCAGAGAGUUGCCCCCACACGUGAAAGGCCCGAAAGGCGGCAGAAAUGGAUCUAUUCGAGAAGGGAAGCAUAGUCAACAUCAAACGAAGCGAUGGCCGCGUACACUCUGCGAUGGUGUCCAGGAUCCACGAGGCGUCACGCUCGGUCACCGUCGAGUGGUACGAGCGUGGCGAAACCAAAGGAAAGGAAGUCGAGCUCGAUAUGCUGCUGGAGCUGAACAAACCAGACCACCUGGCGGCUGCAGACAGUGAUGCCACACUAGUGCCACAACUUAGGAAGGAAUACAUUACGCCCGCACCGGCCAACCUUGCUAGGGAAUCGGAAGAAUUGCUGGAAUCGUCACAAUCGUCCGCCGAAGACGAUGGCUUUCUGGAAGAUCAGGAAGACCCGUCGCUGGUGGUACAGCAAAAUAACAACAACAAUAAACACGGUAGCAGUAACGGAACCAGCAAUGGAACCAGCAGCAGUGGAGCAGGGCUUGGCGGGGGAACCAUGCCCAUCAGCCGGUCUACGAAUGCGGCCACCAAAUCGAAUGCUACACAAGGUGCAAUCAGCAGGCUCAACCUAGUGAAUGGAGCCGCACGACCAGCACGAACCUCGCUGGCCCCGAGCAUCAACGGCCAAGAUCAGUCCGAAAACAUUCCCCCACAGAAAGCGAAACAGGCUAAGCCACAACCCCCCACCGGCAGAAUGUCGAUGGCGGCUCAGCCUACCGCCGCGAGUCAGAUCGCGCCUCCGCCAACAACGGCAGCUUCACAGCUCAGCAAGGAUGCCUCCAACCCGCGACGGUCCUAUGUUGUGAAAGAAGUGGAACGAUUGAAGGAGAAUCGCGAAAAACGGCGAGCCAAACAAGCGGUCAUCCGGGAGGAGAAGAAUGCCCUUAUGAACAUGGACCCGGGCAAUCCGAACUGGGAACUGGCAGCGAUGAUCCGUGAAUACCAAAGCCAAAUCGAUUUCCGGCCACUGCUCGACGGUCAAUCGAUCGCCGACAACCAGAUUACGGUGUGCGUGCGCAAACGGCCGCUCAGUCGGAAGGAGGUGAUGCGCAAGGAACUGGACGUCAUUUGCGUGCCCACCAAGGACACCCUGAUCGUACACGAACCGAAAACCAAGGUGGAUUUGACGAAAUUUUUGGAGAACCACAACUUCCGGUUUGAUUACGCGUUCGACGAUACCUGCGGAAACGAGUUGGUUUACAAAUACACAGCAAAACCCCUGGUGCAGACAAUUUUCGAAGGUGGCAUGGCUACCUGCUUCGCCUACGGUCAAACGGGUUCCGGUAAGACACACACCAUGGGUGGCGAUUUCAAUGGCAAGGUUCAGGACUGCAAAAACGGUAUCUACGCGAUGGCUGCCAAGGAUGUGUUUGACUAUCUGUACAGUCCCAAGUAUAAUCACCUGAAUUUGGUGGUGUCGGCCAGCUUCUUCGAGAUCUACAGUGGAAAGGUAUUUGAUCUUCUUUCGGACAAACAGAAACUGCGCGUCCUCGAGGAUGGCAAACAGCAAGUGCAGGUGGUCGGUCUUACGGAAAAGGUGGUGGACUCAGUUGAAGAAGUCCUAGGAAUUAUCAAUCACGGCAACAGCACCCGCACAUCCGGUCAAACUUCAGCCAACGCAAACUCUUCUCGAUCACAUGCCGUGUUCCAACUGGUGGUCCGGCCUAAAGGAUCCACCAAAAUUCAUGGCAAGUUUUCGUUCAUCGAUCUAGCGGGUAACGAACGAGGUGCGGACACAUCCUCAGCCAACAGGCAAACCCGAAUGGAAGGUGCCGAGAUCAACAAGUCGCUGCUAGCCCUGAAGGAAUGCAUUAGAGCGCUGGGAAAACAGAAUGCCCAUUUGCCAUUCCGCGUCAGUAAGCUCACCCAGGUCCUGAGGGAUUCCUUCAUUGGCGAGAAGAGCAAAACCUGCAUGAUUGCAAUGAUUUCACCGGGACUGAGUUCGUGCGAGCACACGCUGAACACGCUGCGGUACGCCAAUCGCGUCAAGGAACUAGUGGCCAUUGACCCGUCCGAGCGGACGGACGACGUCGAACCGAUGGAGAGCGAUGAACCCAAAAACGGUAUGUCGGAGAACGAUUUGGCUCAGCUGCGCUCGUUGAAUGAACACGACAUGUCGGUGGAAUUGUACAACCAGCAUGCGGCUAUUUCGGAUCUGCAGCAAACCGAGGAGGAGGUUGCCGACCAUCACCAGAAAGUCAACGAAUUCCUCAUGAAGUUCUUGCCGGAAUCGAGAGAGCUCUACAAACUGAUGAACUACGUAGACUACGAUCAAGACGCUUACUGCAAACGUGGUGAAGAGCUGUUCACUCAACUGGCGGAGAUUGCGACGACCUGCAGAGACCUGAUGUCCGAGUUCCGGACGAAACUGGCCAAGGAGGAAAUGCUGUCGCACAAGAUCAAACCGGGCCGAAAAUACAACUAAGCACCUGCUCCUUAUCUGUCUCUCUCUGUUAGUUCAAGCGUAAACGAAAUGAAGUUGAUACCUUGGUAAGAUCGAGUGAAGCAUGAGUGAAUGCGCGCGCGCGUAAAAAAGAAACGAGAGGUGAUAUGCUGAUGCUGUACGCUUGCUGGACCAGCGACGGCCAGUAGCGGGAAGUAGCAGGAGGGAAGCUGUGCUGUCCAGUCGUGCCCUUCCACACUACACUGGCUAACGGCGUUAGUCCUUCAUUUGUGCACGACUGAUUGUAGUAGUUUUUAUCUCUGAUAACGAAUGAACACACAAACACACGCAAAUGCUGUAAAAUCACCCGAACGACAAAAACCUACACGACCAGUCGAUAGGAAACCAGCUUUCAAAGGUGCAGGACGGAGGAUAUUUGUGGAGAUGCUUGUUAUUUAUUUAUUUACCACCAUUUUAAAACUCAUUCUACUUAACGCUAAAAAUAAAAACAGGAUGAACACACUCCUUCGCAAACUGAUGAUUCCAAAUUAUGCUGCAAUAGAUCAGCUGCCGAAGAUAUUACCGAGAAAUAAACUAAAUACUGACUAUUUUCCAAUAGAUGAGAUAAUAACCCUUUCAUAUUAACUGUAAACAGAACAAACAAAUAGAACGUUAAUCACACGAAAAACAACAAUUCCUAACGAAGAAGAGUAACUGUAACAUACAUUCUGUUGCUGGAUGAACACGCUUAUCCUUCCCCUGCUUGGCAUUUUGGUACAAGUUCAUUCCUCGAAUGAGAGUAAAAAAAGAGUAGGCACAUUAGUGUUGGAAAUUUGUUGAAAAGUGUUUGUAGACAGACGACGAAACGACCAAUAUUAAAUUGUUAAGUAUAAAGAAGAAACGAUUAUUCUCUAUCUCUCUAUCUUUUAACAUACUGAAAGCAAACCCAGGAAAGCAUGCCCUCGAUGAUUUUGUUGUUUCUAGCUGUGUAGACACUUUAUUUGGUCGUUUAUCCACGCCACAGAAUUCAAAAACCUUUCCGGAAUUUAAGGCUUGAGAUUUUUUCUAUCAAAUAUGGUUGAGCCCAAAGACCUAUCUGAUUUGAGUGGGACAGACGCAAAAGGCCGAAUCACAUAAGGUCAAAUAUAAAAAUGUCGGCCUUUUGAGAAUAAUAACAUUCUAUAUUUCGGCCUUUUAAACUUCAGUCUAUUGGAAUCCUACUUUUUGAGGUACGGCCGAAUUGUACAAAACUUUGAUCGCAAAGAGAGCUCAUCGAAACACUGGUCCAAACUGUUUGAUGAAAAAAUCUCGCUCGAUUUUAUCAGUACACAACUAAGAGCAAUGCAUGAAUUCUGCUUCGUAGAAAACAUUUAACUAAACCUUUGCCUAUCGCCAGUCAACAAAAACUAAUGGUGAAUGGUCAGAAGAAUCUUGAACAGUGCUAAGACUGCGGUAGCUCGGAGCUGAGCUCACCGAAAGACUGUACAGAAGUGAGAGAUUCUCAUAGAAGUUGCAAUUCUUCGAAGACAACGGACGCAAGUGUAUCGUAUUGCCCCUGCUCUAAAUAUAUCCUAGGUAUUAGCGAAAGGUAUGUUGAUAAAGGAUGCGUGGAUGUAACAAAUGUAGAUAGGAAACGGCUUACUAUGAUGAAAUACAAAAGGCAGAAAAGACGAAACGAAGGCAAACACACACACACACAAACACACACAUAUUAUUACUAUUUAGAGAAACAAACGCAACUGAUACAAACUAUAAAAGAUUAACAAUUUACACAAGUAUAAGGAGUAUUUUGCGAGUGUGAUCAAACUAGAACGAAGCAACAACAACAAAAGUGUAUUUGUCUACUUGAAGUCAAAAAACGAAGCAGAAGAAGACAUAACCCAGUCAAAAAGAAAAAGGAGAAAAGCAAAAAAAGCUAUUUAUCAAAAAACGUUAGUUAAGUUUGUAGUACUUUCAAAUCUCUCUUAUUUCCCCCUCUUAAUCGAAUCGAAUAUAAGUUUUUUUUUAAUUAUGAUUUUGUCAUUUGUGAGAGCUUCAAAACUUUGUAUUAUUGCAAACUCACACCCACACACACACACGUCGAAACUAUCGGCGGUUCAAGUGAAAAGUCACGGAAAAGUGAAGUGCAUUGAGUGCACGAGCGCAAGUAGAAUGCAAAACAGUCGAGAGAGAAGCAAACAACAACGGGCGUUUCGAAGCUGUUUUAAUGUAUAUGAUUUGAAUGGUAACAACUAUCGAAUUAACCUUGUUUUUUUUUCUUUUAAUGCGAUUCAAACGAAGUUUCUUUUAUACUCAUCUCAGAAUGAUAACAAUCAAAAUUAACGCUGAAAACCGAAACAA
Molecule: messenger RNA, 5490 nt
Organism: Aedes albopictus (Asian tiger mosquito)
Lineage: Eukaryota; Metazoa; Arthropoda; Insecta; Diptera; Culicidae
Product: kinesin-like protein Klp10A
Exons: 11
Coding region: 817-3192 (791 amino acids)
Biological process (GO): microtubule-based movement
Molecular function (GO): microtubule binding; ATP binding; microtubule motor activity
Source: RefSeq, a predicted model, not a curated record